Molecule: messenger RNA, 7703 nt
Organism: Numida meleagris (helmeted guineafowl)
Lineage: Eukaryota; Metazoa; Chordata; Aves; Galliformes; Numididae
Gene: POGLUT3
Product: KDEL motif containing 2
Cellular component (GO): endomembrane system
Molecular function (GO): glucosyltransferase activity; protein binding
Source: RefSeq, a predicted model, not a curated record
CGCUGCUGGGCUCGGCCGCCGUCAGCCCCGAGCGGAGCCUGGCGUGGGGCCCCGGGCUGGAAGCGGGGCUCACCCUGCCCGUGCGCUACUUCUACAUCCAGGCGGUCAGCUCGGCCGGACGCAACUUCUCCCGCUCUCCCCCAGGAAGAACACAAUUUAAAGUGGUAAUAAAAGCACUUUCUCCAAAAGAGACCACCAGAAUUUACACUCCUCACCCUCUGGAUAGAAAUGAUGGCACAUUUCUUAUGCGGUAUCGGAUGUAUGGGAGUGUCAGAAAAGGGCUAAAAAUUGAGAUACUUUAUGGUGAUAAGCAUGUAGCUCAAUCUCCUUACAUUUUGAAAGGACCGGUUUAUCAUGAAUAUUGCGACUGUCCUGAAGAAGACCCUGAGAUCUGGCAGAAUGUUUUCUCUUGCCCAUCCCAAGAACCUCAGAUUACGAAGGACUUCAUUUCCUUUCCCACCAUUGACCUUCAGCGAAUGUUUAAAGAAAUCCCGUCAAAGUUCAGUCAAACAAGAGGUGCUAUUGUUCAUUACACUAUUCUCAAUAAUCACAUCUACCGUCGUUCCUUAGGGAAGUACACAGACUUCAAAAUGUUCUCUGAUGAAAUGUUACUGUCACUGGCAAGAAAGGUUCAUCUUCCCGAUGUGGAGUUUUACCUUAAUGUUGGAGAUUGGCCAGUUGAGUACCGAAAAGCUAAUGAUACACCUGGGCCUAUACCCAUCAUUUCAUGGUGUGGCUCUGUGGAUUCAAGAGACAUCGUCCUUCCAACAUAUGACAUAACCCAUUCGACUCUUGAAACCCUGCGUGGUGUCACAAAUGAUCUCCUUUCUAUUCAAGGAAAUACAGGCCCGUUCUGGGAAAACAAAACUGAACAAGCUUUGUUCAGAGGUCGAGACAGCCGGGAAGAACGUCUCUAUCUUGUUAAGUUAUCCAAGGAAAAUCCAGAACUGCUGGAUGCUGGAAUAACAGGAUAUUUCUUCUUCAGAGAAAAAGAAAAGGAGUUGGGAAAGGUUCCACUGAUGGGCUUCUUUGACUUCUUUAAGUACAAAUACCAAGUGAAUGUUGAUGGGACUGUAGCAGCUUACAGGUUUCCAUACCUCUUGCUGGGUGACAGCCUAGUACUGAAGCAAGAUUCCCAGUACUAUGAACAUUUUUAUACUGUAUUGAAACCAUGGAAACAUUAUGUUCCAGUUAAGAGAAGCCUGGAGGACUUGCUAGAGAAAAUAAAAUGGGCUAAGGAAAAUGAUGUUGAAGCACAAAAAAUUGCUAAAGAAGGACAGUCAGUGGCAAGAGAAUUACUUCAGCCUCACAGGCUUUACUGCUACUAUUACAAAGUGCUCCAGAAAUAUGCCGAACGCCAAGCCAGCGAACCUGAAAUACGGGAUGGAAUGGAACUUGUACCUCAGCCUGAUGACAGAGACUCAGUAUGCAGUUGCCACAGGAAAAAGCCUUUAAGGGAAGAUCUAUAACUGUACCGGAUGGAGAAAAUCACCCACUUACAAUGCAAGAAUUUAAAUAGGAUAUAAGCUGUGAAGUCUAAGACACUUAUGCACUAGCAGACAGUCUUAGUUAUGUAUUCUUAUUGUAUUUACAUAUCCUUUUUCACACUGACUCUGGCCUGCAGCGUUGGUUCCCACAGUUUUGUCUCCAUGACCACCACCAGGCUGAUGCUGAGCCUGUUAGUGGGGGGCAUUCAGGUUUGUGUACUGCAUCAUCAAGGAAGAAGAGUGGAGUGCUGCUCGUGAUCCAGAUGGGACCCAGAUACCAAAGUUUUGUGUGAAACCAGUCAUCCAAAAGAGAUCUCCUAUGAGUCAGGGCAAGUUAUUCUAAAGGAGCAUUUGCAACAUUCUAAAGCAGUGUUAUGAUUUCUUCAUAAAGUUUACCUCAGUUUUAGAUUAUUUCUUGUGUACAAAACAAUUUUCUAACUAGGCAAAGAAAAUGAAUAUUUGAGAUUUACAGAUAUCAAAUCUGCUGUUGCUUCAAGAUCAUUUUGUGGUGUAUGACUUAACAGAAUAGAGAACACGAUUUAAUCUUUAUCAAUUUCAGUGGAAAACUGAGAGGAGGGGGAAAGAUGGGAAUAGUAUUUUUGUAAGCACAGAAUCAUGGAAUCAAAGGGAUUUGAAGGGACCUCUGGUGAUCAUCUAGUUCAGCACUCCCCCCCACUAAAGCAGGUUCCCUAGAGUCGAUUGCACACAGUUGCUCUGAAUCACCAAAAUUAAAUACUGCUUUAGACUGUGUAGCUAUCUAAACUAUCGCAGUCAUGCUGCUCUGAGUGCCAGCACACCACUCUGAAGUCCUGUUCCUUGCUAUUGACCAUGUCUCUGAAUAUAGGUACAGAUCCAUAGAAGGACUUAGCAACUUCAGGGACAGGUGAAAUAUUAGUACAGUUACCAUCUACACUAUUCUAGGCUACUUGACUAUUCAUGCAUCUGAAAUUUUUAGUAAAGUUUUAGACUACCUAGGUUUUACUUUGCUGUAGGGCUAAUAAUGUCGCUGUAUUUUCACUUGGGUUCAUGAACUACUUUUCCUGUGCCUAAUUCCUCAAACGGAGCUUAUCCAUUUUCUGAAUUUAGAUAAAACCUACCUAAUCUAAUACUGAGAGCACUGAAUUCAGUGGACAGCAGAUCGGCUACCACUGUUUUGGUAGAAAAACCUAUGCUGCAUUUUCUAUGUAAUAGCCGAGAGGUUAGAGGCCGUACUGAGCAAUGGGGAAGAUAAUUUUGUUCUCUUUAAUUUGAUUCAAAGAUAAAUUUCCCAAGUGCCUUAGAUACAUACUGGAGACGAGUUCUUCAAGUCGUCCACUGAAGUUGUGAAGCCACAAAGCUAAUGAUAGAAAAUUCAUAGGGCCCAAAGGAGCUGGCCAUAUUGCAGUGGUAAAAUGUACCUUCAAGUGGUAUGAAGGAAGCAUCCUUGUCCUGGAUGCUGCUCCCAGUGCCUCUGACGAUGUUUACCCAAGAAACUGUCUAUUUCAAAACGUAGGUAAACAGUCCUGGAAGGAGAGACCAAUGCCAAACCUUCCCAAUCCCACCAUAGAGUUCACUGAUCAACAUGUAACAUCUGGCUUCCAGACUGAAAGUCAGCUUCUGUAGAUUUCUGGUAAAAAUCCAUUCAAAGUUGGUACUUCAAUUAAAUUCAGAUUACUUUUGAAAUGUAUAGCUGUGAAAAGCAGCAAAGGUUGACAGGAAAACAAAUACAUAUGAAAUAAACCAUGAGUUCAGUUGGGCUGAAAUCAUCCAAGCAAGAUAAGUGCUGAAAGCUACCUGCGUCACCAAGCCCAGUACCUCUCAUCUCAUUCAUAAGUUUUCUUCCAGGAGGAAAACAAAGAUAUUUGGUGUUUGCACAGUGACAAAACUGCAGUAAGAAAACAAAGAUUUUCAGAAUGCUUCAGCUUUCUAACUCUGUGGUGUCUGUGUUCUUCCUACUCGGUUACACUCACAUAAUGCCUUACCUGAAUACCUAAUUCUCUUUGUGCAAAAAGGAGUGGAAACAUCCUGUGAUUGUGGACUCAUCUAAUGCUCAGAUGUCCAGAUUUCAGUGCUGUACGCUUCAUAUGGGUUUCAUUCUUGCAUGUGACACUGUGACACAGCAAGUUACUCUCAUAAAAUACAUGAAAAAAAAAUCUGUACUAGAACAGGAAGAAAAACCAGAUUUUCUGCAUGCUAAAUGUGGAAAGAAUCUCACGUUUCUAAAGAAACUGCUCCUCGAUUAUUUAUUGCACUAUUCUGGUUAAGAAAAAACCUGAAACAUCUUGUUCUACCCAUCAACACAUUGUUCUAGUUCUAACACCAAUAUAAAUAGUGGUUGUAUUUUCAUUUGUAUGGCAAUCAGUACUAGGACUUCAGCCUACAAAUAUAUGUUCAGCUCAUCUGACAGAAAAUUUCUGCAUCAAAAUUCAGAAACACCAUUCCAUUGUUAGGGUGAUACUUAAAACUGGAUAUGUUGUCUUCUCUUUUUAUAGUCAUUUUUAUUGUACAAUAUGAUCUUAUAUGAUCCAUUAUCUGCAUUUUUUAUUCAUCACAAUUUAUGAAGUGUUGUGCUCAGCAAAGGCAAUUACAUGUACCAGAAAGCUGAAGUAACAAAAGUUGCCCCUUGCACACAUAUUUCAAAGCAAAAAUCCCAAAUUGAUGUGAUUAUAUCGUAAAAAAAUGUGAAGGAAUGGUGGGAGUCAGGGUUCUUUGCAAAUAACUGUAUAGGAAAACUUGCCUGGCUUGAAACAUGAGUAUCUCAGUCUGGACAAAGAAGCAGAUAAAACGUAUUUGGUCAUGGUUAUAAAUAAAAGUGAAUAUUUUGUCCCUCUCUUUUUCCCUCAAAGACAGGUAACAAAAUCUUCUAAAUUCUCUGCCAAAAAGAACUCCCUUCAAAGCAGAGAGUAGUUUUUGACAGAGUGACUUAAAGAUGUUUUAUAGCGUAGAGGCAAGCAAUACCCUAACAAAUACGAAUACAUUCAUCUUGCCAAAAUUAAAAAACAGCAGAGACACAGUAGGGUAGGUCUUUCAUUAAAUGUGCUUAGUCAUUUGAGAAAAUCUGGUUUAAUUUAUAACUACUGAUCUUCCAAAGAUAAAGGAAGGUAUGGCCUCCCUUGUUUUCAUUGGUGGUUCUAUAUGCAAUUUAAACUGUAAUGAUGAGCAAUCACAACAAUUGCCCCUCCAGGCCAGAAAGAUGUCAGAUCUAUUUUAGUUUGAUGACAGGUGAUAUUUACUGGCCUGGUGUUAUAGGAAUUGCUAAAUAUUCACUAAAACCUGUUCGUACAAGUAAAGUGUAAUACACACAUUGUACAGUAUUUUAAGCUGCAUAUAUAUGCUAGAGUUUCUGUUAUUCUCUAGUAGUUCAGCACUGAGUAAAUAUCUACUACACCUAACAGUAGCUUUGCACAGUGAAUGCUCCAGAAAAUUCACACUUGUAUGUUGUCAUGCAUAUGUCCUAAUAUAUCUAGACACCCACAUUUGGAAAUACCCAACAUCAGUUUCAUCUUGAAAUGAGAACCAGUAAAUCAUGAUCUGUUGUCCAUAACAGAGAUAUAAAUUCAGCACAUUUUUAGACUGUUUUUUAAGAUUUACCUCAAGAUAACUAAUAUAUUAGUUUCAUGGCAGUAUUGUUCCAGAUCCGCCUUGUAGAUUCAUAAUUAAAAAGCCCUAUAAUCAAAGGUUGCCUGAUGGAAUGUUAGAUUCAAGCAUCCAUCCCGGGAAGCUGACGCCCAACAUUUAUUACAUUAGAAAGUAAAUUAUUUAGUUAGGGAGGAGAGCUGAUAGGGAAAACGUACAUCACCUGUUUGAGCAUGUUUGAGAAGCUUGGAAAGAAAUGAUAAUAGGGAAAAGAAGCAUUACAUAAACCUAGGAUAUUAUCAUCUCCUUUGCAGCUUCAGGUUUUCAAAAGUGUUCUGAAAGGGCAGUGAUGAAGUACAAGAGGUUGUAUAAAUAUAUUUUAGUUCACCAGAUUUAAACACUAGAAUAUGUCUAUGGAUAUUUUUUUAGCAUUUUAAUGAGGUUUUUGUUUCAAGUGGUUGAUAACGUAAGAAAAACUGUACUGUAGACAGUUAAGGCACUAAUUUUGUGUUUUGCUGUAAGAAUAAGGGUAAAGGGAUUAUUUUGCCUAUCUGUUUGAAGACAACGGGGACAUUUGUAGUGCAUGCCUUAAUCCAGGCCCAUCAUGUGAGUAAUAAGCAAGAGAUGUAUUAGCAAAAGUGUGGCCAGUAGGUCAAGGGAGAUGUUUCUUCCCCUCAACUUGGCAGAUGUGGGACUUCAGCUAAAGUACCAUAUUCAAUGCUGGAUUCCCCAGUACAAGGAAUUCACUGAUAUAAACUAGCAGAUCCAGCCGAGGACCAACAGGAUGAUUGAUAAAAGGUUUGGGGCACAUGGUGAAGCUGAGAGACAAGGUUAACUCAGCCUUCAAAAGUGAAGGUAAUUACCUUAGUGAACUCCAGAGGGAGAAUGUAGAGAAGUAAAGCCAGACUAUUCUCAGAGGUACACAGCAGAAGGCCUAAAAACAAGAUGCAAGCUGUAGCAUGGGAAAUUCCAAUACUAUAGCGAAAAAAUCUUCAUAUUGCAUGACUUCCAGAUGUCCCUAUCAAUUUACAUCGUUCUAUGUGUACUGCUUGACACUGCAAGCCUUUAUCAAGGAGGAUAAAAGCAUCCAUCUCCCAAGUGUCUCCAAGAGGCAAUGUAGCCUUCUUCUGCUGAACCUUUUGACACUAUUCAUGUUUAUGUCUCCCUUGAUAAUAUUGUUUAAGUUGUGUAAACAUUUUAAUACUGGCUUACGAGACUGUAAAGUUACAUGUUUAUAUUAUUAUCAUAUAUCAUACCAUACUGUAUUCAUGCGUUAUGCAGAGGAUUUGAUGGAAAUAGGAUACACUGACUUGGAAUUACAAGACCUGACUUUCUGAGAAGCUGAGUAUAGACUUUACACAUAGGAGACAAUUGCAAAAGUUUUGAGCACAGAUGUGAACUUUCAAAGUAAUUAAUUUCAGGAAAGGAAAUAUUAAGGUACUUUCUAGGUUAGGCAUAUCCUUAAAUACUCAGUGUAGAUCACUGCUGAGUGAGAAUGAUGUAUUUCCAUCCUACUCCCAAUACUAAGAAAAUUCCAUCAGGAUCCAUUUGUAUCACAUAUUCACAAUGUAGCAUAGAGAUACUCAAGACAGCCCAGAAUAGCAGAGGGGCCUAUGAGAACCAGGAUAGACCUUCACAUGGUUAACUUCCUGCUAUAAACCAGUGGAAUAAAUUAUUCUGGGCAGGAGUUGGGUAAAAGCCAGGCAAUUCUAGCUCUACAUGAAAGACCAUGAUCUCCGCUAUAGCCUAUGCCACUUACAGAGGUUUGUUUAACAUGAGUAAACAUUGUUGCUUACCUUCAGGUCAACAAUAACCACACUUCCACAUACUCUCUUUUUCUCCCAAAAUGUCCAGCCAAGCUGUUACACCACACUUCACUGCAGAGAUAGUAUUGUGUGGCCAGGAUAAACCAAAACAAUUGCUACAGAGUUAGCAGCCUUCAGGUCCAGUAUUUGAUUUCAUCUUUUGUGCUACACACACUGAAGUCUUCACUGUUGCAACAGAAAGAGAUUUGGAGUGUUAUAUAAACAUGGAAAUCUGCUGACAGAGAGAAAAUGGGUUAGACUGAAAGUUGGAUUUGCUUCCAAGUGAUGAUGUUUUUGCUCCUACAGUCAAAAUCAUGAGCUGUUACUUCAGAAAAAACAUUAGUUUUGUCAGUAUUGUUCGUUUCACUGAAUGAACUAUAAAAGCCCAAAUCAAAGAAAGCAAAACAAAAAAAAGCUUUGCUGGUAAAAGUUGUUACUCUUUUAAAGAAAGAUAGGUGAUACAGAUACUUCAGUACAUAAUUUAUAGUGAAGACAUGAAGUGAAUUUAGUAAGCAAAAUAAAUUCAAAUGGAUCCUACAGGGAUAAUCUAUGCUGUAUUACUCUACACUUAUAAUGAACUCCAACACUAGACAGCUCACAACAGUGAAAUCAAGAGUCAGAGUUACACAAUAAAAUUUCAUCAUCUAGUGUAUAACAUAAAGAAGAGUCAAGAAAACAUAUUUCUUCUGACAUAAUCACUCAAGAAAUAUCCAAAAAGAGAUUCAAUUUAUUCAAUCAGGAGUCCUUAAAAUGGUUUACUUCUGCUAUUUAGUAAAGUGAUUUAUUUAAAAAAUGACAAGAAUGUAUGUUGCUGAUACAAGGUACAUCUCUGCCAAUAAAUUCUGCUUUUCUCUGC